Molecule: messenger RNA, 2502 nt
Organism: Chinchilla lanigera (long-tailed chinchilla)
Lineage: Eukaryota; Metazoa; Chordata; Mammalia; Rodentia; Chinchillidae
Gene: Bco1
Product: beta-carotene oxygenase 1
Exons: 11
Coding region: 154-1842 (562 amino acids)
Biological process (GO): retinal metabolic process; carotene catabolic process
Molecular function (GO): carotenoid dioxygenase activity; beta-carotene 15,15'-dioxygenase activity
Source: RefSeq, a predicted model, not a curated record
CGCUUCGGGAAUUGACCUUUGACCGAGGGACACAAAUAAGGCCAGGCAGCAGCCGGGGCGGAGAGCAGAGGGGCGUGCGAAGGAGAGAGCGCCGAGCGGCUCCUCGUUUCGACGCGGCGGUCCCUGCGGGGGUCGCUCACACCCGCCAGCCCCAUGGACGUUAUAUUCGGCAGGAGCAAGAAGGAGCAGCUGGAGCCUGUACGGGCCCAGGUGACAGGCAGGAUUCCGCCCUGGUUGCAGGGGACUCUGCUUCGCAACGGACCCGGGAUGCACACGGUGGGCGACAGCAGGUACAACCACUGGUUUGACGGCCUGGCCCUGCUGCACAGCUUCACCAUCAGGGACGGUGAGGUCUAUUACAGGAGCAGAUACCUGAGAAGUGACACCUACAAUGCCAAUAUCGAGGCAAACAGGAUCGUGGUGUCAGAGUUUGGAACGAUGGCAUACCCCGACCCCUGCAAAAACAUCUUCUCCAAAGCAUUCUCCUACCUGUCCCACACCAUCCCCGACUUCACAGACAACUGCCUGAUCAACAUCAUGAGGUGCGGGGAAGACUUCUAUGCGACCACAGAGACCAAUUACGUGAGGAGGAUCGACCCUCGGACACUGGAGACCCUGGAGAAGGUGGAUUACCGGAAGUAUGUGGCGAUAAAUCUGGCAACAGCACAUCCUCAUUAUGAUGGGGCUGGAAAUGUUCUCAACAUGGGCACAUCCAUUGUGGACAAGGGGAGGACAAGAUACGUGAUAUUUAAAAUCCCCGCCGCAGUGCCAGAGGCCAAGAGCAAGGGGAAGAGCCCCCUGAAGCACGCGGAGGUGUUCUGCUCCAUCCCCGCCCGCUCGCUCCUCUCCCCCAGCUACUAUCACAGCUUCGGGGUCACCGAGAACUACGUGGUGUUUCUGGAGCAGCCGUUCAGGUUGGACAUUCUCAAGAUGGCGACCGCGUACAUGCGGGGAGUGAGCUGGGCGUCUUGCCUGGCUUUCCACGGGGAGGAUAAGACUCACAUUCAUAUCAUCGACCAGAGGACCCGGAAGCCGGUGCCCACCAAGUUCUACACGGAUGCCAUGGUGGUCUUUCAUCACGUCAACGCCUACGAGGAAGACGGCUGCGUUGUGUUCGACGUCAUCGCCUAUGAGGACAGCAGCCUGUACGACCUCUUCUACCUGGCCAACCUGAACCAGGACUUCGAGGAGAACUCCAGGCUCACGUCGGUGCCAGCCCUCAGGAGGUUUGCCGUGCCGCUCCACGUGGACAAGAAUGCAGAAGUGGGCUCCAAUCUGAUCAAAGUGGCAUCUACAACAGCAACUGCCCGGAAGGAGAGGGACGACCGGGUCUACUGCCAGCCUGAAUUGCUGUCUGAAGGGCUGGAGCUCCCGCGGAUCAAUUACGCUCACAACGGGAAGCCGUACAGAUACAUCUUCGCUGCUGGGGUUCAGUGGAGUCCAAUCCCAACAAAGAUACUAAAGUACGACAUUCUCACCAAGUCAUCCUUAAAAUGGGGAGAAGAGAACUGCUGGCCGGCAGAGCCCCUGUUUGUGCCCGCACCGGAUGCCAAGGAUGAGGACGACGGAGUUAUCUUGUCAGCCAUUGUCUCUACUGACCCCCAAAAGCUGCCUUUCCUGCUGAUUCUGGAUGCCAAGAGCUUCACCGAACUGGCUCGUGCCUCUGUUGCGGUGGAGAUGCACCUGGACCUCCAUGGCUUGUUCAUCCCCGAGUCGGACUGGGCUGCAAGGAAGCGGGCCGCUUCUGAGGCACAGCAGGACCCGGCCUCAGACUGCCAGGGGCCCCACCGACCUGAAGGAGCUGGCGGGCUUGGGCUCCCCUGGCAGGCCGCUCAGGACUAAGCUUGCCACUGGUGGAGGGUCCCAAACUUCAUUCUCAUGUGUCCUCUUUGUGGGUGCCGUGUGGGAGCAUGGAGACAGAGAUCGCUAGCAUCUCUUCUUCCGUUUCAUUUUAGCCAGAGAGCUGGGCGUGAUGGUGUACACCCGUAACCUCAGCACUCAGCUGGCUGAGCCCGGAAGAUUGCUCCAAGUUUGAAGCCAGCCUGAGAUGUCUAGUGAGCUCAAGUCCAGCCUGAACUGCAUAGCAGUUCACCCUGUCUCAAAAAACCAAAACACUAACACAAAACACCAUAAAGGGCUUAUUUGCAAGCCAAAUAUUUAUUGUUUAGUUCUAACACUUCUAAGAAAGCCUUUUUCCUUUAUUAUGAAGACCUUGGUCAUGAAUCAGAAAUUGUAUUCAAUCACAUAUCAUCGUUCUUGGAAUAGGCUGCACAAAUAUGCUGGAGAAAAGACAGAUACCUAUUGAUCGUUGCUCCUCCCUCCUCCUCUCCUCCUCUCCUCCUCUGCCUCCCUCCUUUCUUUCGGACCCGCUCCUGGGUGUGGAGUUCCAGCUUUCUCAGCCGUGCCCUGUUAGUGAGCCAUGUGGCCAGGAAGGCUUGCUGCUUUGUGAUCAUUCCACGCAAGACGUGGUGUAAUAUAAAAGAAUAAAAAGUUUAAAGUCUG